AUGUCUUCUGUGCUUCUUGCUUCACCAGCAUCCGCACCUGUGACAAAGGCUAAGUCUGUUGGACGUGAUUCCAACCAUGACGAGGCUUUGUCUGAAGACCGCUAUGGAGACUUCGUCAGUAGCAUUAACGAGUCAAUCUUUGAUCACAAGGGGGAUAAGUUCUACUUGUAUCCGCGCUAUGGCAAGAGCGAGCACCUGGCAAAAACUGGUCUUCCGGAGCUGGACGAGCGCUACACAAUAACCCGCUACAUCUAUGCAACAGUUCAUGGAUACGCACCGUCUGCAUGGUUUGGCUUCGUUGCCGUAUCUACGCCGCAGCAGAGCGACAUAUACAGCUCCACCAAUGAAGCUCAUGCGUUUGGGGAGCCGAGCCUGAGGAACCAGAUCUUCAAGGAGGUAGAGGAGCUUGUUUCUUCUGGCGACAACAAGAAAGACGUGAGGAUUGUGUGUGCCGGCCAUAGCCUGGGCUCGUCUCUCGCAACCUUGGCUGCAGCUGACCUGAGCAUCAACUUUGCUAGCAGCCGCAGCAAUGUCAAGGUCCACCUCGUUGCUUAUGCUUCACCCAAAGUGGGCAAUGCGGAAUUCAAGCGCCUGGCGGAGAGCCAGUCCACCUUGGUGAUUACACGAUACAGUGGGGUUGGGGAUUUCGUACCACACGUUCCAAUAUACGAUGCUGUUGAAAGCUGGAUUGGGGCAAUUCCAAGUCACUUCCCUAUCACAUACUAUCACCAUGUCGGGAAAGAGCGAAAGCCAGACUGGACAAAGUCACCAUACGUUCAACCAUGGUUACUCAAUGUACUUAGCACACGUGUUUGA
Molecule: messenger RNA, 816 nt
Organism: Selaginella moellendorffii
Lineage: Eukaryota; Viridiplantae; Streptophyta; Lycopodiopsida; Selaginellales; Selaginellaceae
Product: phospholipase A1-Ialpha2, chloroplastic
Exons: 2
Coding region: 1-816 (271 amino acids)
Biological process (GO): lipid metabolic process
Molecular function (GO): glycerophospholipid phospholipase A1 activity
Source: RefSeq, a predicted model, not a curated record